AUGGAGAUCCCGAAGAUCAACCAGAUCAGGGACGCAGUGCAGCAGGCGGGGCUGGAGCUGGACUUUCAGCUGCCCCAGAUCUGCGUGGUGGGAGGCCAAUCCGUGGGCAAGUCUUCUUUGCUCGAGGCGGUGGUGGGUCGUUCCUUCCUGCCCACCGGCACCGGGGUGGUCACACGCAGGCCGCUGAUCCUCCAGCUGAUCCAUGGGACUGAUAGCGCGGAGUGGGGCGAGUUCGGGCACAAGCCGGGGCAUCGCUUCUUCAACUUCGAAGAGAUUCGCACGGAGAUUGCGGCAGAGACGGACCGCCUCUGUGGCAGAGCGAAGGCGCUCUCUGCCACGCCCAUCGUCCUACAGGUGACCUCGCCGCGGCUCAUCACCCUCACCUUGGUGGACCUUCCGGGCGUGGCCCGGGUGCCGGUGGGCGACCAGCCGGAGGACAUUGAGCUGCAGAUCCGCCAAUUGAUCCUCAGCCACAUUCAGAACCCGCAAUGCUUGAUUUUGGCGGUGGCGGCGGCAAAUGCCGAUCUCGCCACCGCCGACUCGUUGGCCCUUGCGCGGGAGGUGGAUCCGAAGGGUGAGCGCACCCUGGGUGUCCUCACCAAGAUGGAUUUGGCCGCCCAAGCUGCGGCUUCAGCCGCCGAUGUGCUUGAGGGCAAAGUGUACCCGCUGGCGCUGGGCUUCGUUGGGGUGGUCUGCAAGGAGGCUGUGGAUCAAGCAGCCGAGGAGAAGUUCUUUCGGGAGCAUGCCGUCUUCAAGGGUCCAGCGCGCCGCUGCGGGGUCCGGCAUUUAUCGAGCCUGCUACACAGGAUUCUGCUGGAAAAGAUCUGCGAGGUGUUGCCCAGCAUCCGCUCGCAGGCGCAGCAGAUGUGUCACAAGCUGGAGUCGGAGUUGCAGGGCUACGGCGAGCCUUUGGACAGUCAGAGCACUGGCGAGAAAGGCGCGCUUUUGCUGAGCCUCUUCGCAAAGUUCGCUGGCCGCUUCGGGGACACCGUGGAGGGGCGCCUGUCCGCGCAACCCCUGGAGGGCCCUCCUGGGCAGCUGGUCGGCCGGGCCCGCAUCGACUACCUCUUCCGGGACGUCUUUGCGAGGACCAUUCGAGAAUACGACAGCUUCGCGGGUCUCACAGACGAGGAGAUUCGGGCAGCUCUUCGGAACGCAACGGCGCCACAAGCAAAGCUCUUCGUGCCCGAGGCCGCCUUCGAGCAGUUGGUGAGGCGCCAGGUCGCAAAGCUGCAGGCGCCUUCGAUUCAAUGUGCCGAACUGGUGUUCGACGAGCUGCAGCGUGUGCUGGUGCUCUCAGAGCUGCCGGAGUUCCGGCGCUUCGCGCGGCUGCGGCAGCAGGUCUUGGGCGCAGGGCAACCCAGACUUCUGUCAUUGGAGGUGGCCAAAGACAUCCUGCGGCGCUGCCUGGAGCCCACCACCUCCAUGAUCCGGGACCUGGUGGCCAUUGAGAUGGCCUACAUCAACACCAGCCACCCGGACUUUGCGCAGAUGGGCGCGCUGCGCCCCGCCAAAGAGCCGGAGGUGAAGGCAGUGACGCCUCGGGACGCGGGCGUGGAGGAAGCCACCAGUACAGGCGACGUGACUUCCACCACAUCCAGCUCCAACAUAGGCGGAGGCCUGCUGUCUGCGCUCUUCCGGCGCCAGGCCUCCGCAGGACGAGUUCGGCAAGGUCCAGAGGCCACGCCGUCUCCGCCUGCAAGCCCCAGACCAAAGUUCCGGCAGCUGCAAUCCGAACCUCUUGCGCCUGGUGGUGGGCCAAAGCUGCCACACCUGUCGCAGAACAUUGACACCAGCGCUACUCCCCCCAACGAAAGGGAGCGAGUCGAGGUGAACAUCAUCAAAAGGCUCAUUGAGAAUUACCUGGCCUUGGUCAAGAAAAAUAUCGCAGAUUCCGUGCCGAAGGCGAUCAUGUUCUUCUUGGUGAGUGGCGCAGGUGUUUCUGCAGAUCGAGCAGUAAGCUCCUUGAAAGAUGCCAUCCAGAGCGAGUGCGUGACACGGUUGUACAAAGAAGAGCUCUACGACAAUCUCCUUUGUGAAGGUAAUGUGGAGAGCCACCGGAUUCAGUGUCGGGCCAAGCUCAAAGGGCUGCACCGUGUGAUCGAGGUCAUGGAUCAAGUCCGAGAUUAG
Messenger RNA from Effrenium voratum, 2130 nucleotides. The record is from the annotation of a GenBank genome assembly. NCBI's taxonomy places the organism in Eukaryota, Dinophyceae, Suessiales, Symbiodiniaceae.